AUGGCACGAUACAAGCGCCAAGAGCUGGACCCGGCGGUAGCUCUGGUGAUUGGUGGGGCCAAGGGGACUGACGUAGCUAGGGACACACAAAUCCCCUACAAUACACUCAUGAACAACGUCCGCGCAACCAAGGCCGGCAAGACACGCAAACGAAUGGGUCCACCGACGGCGUUGCCUGACACGUGCGAGCUAGACCUCGUG
Molecule: messenger RNA, 201 nt
Organism: Aphanomyces astaci
Lineage: Eukaryota; Oomycota; Saprolegniomycetes; Saprolegniales; Verrucalvaceae
Exons: 1
Source: RefSeq, a predicted model, not a curated record